AUGGUUGUGGAACUUGAGCUGAGUUUAAGACCCGAUGCCACAGAGUUGCAGAAAGAGAUGGAAGAAAGAAAGUCAGCUUGUGUGGAGGAUGAGAAUAAUUCAAAGCUGGAAGAGACUCCAGGCAGUUACCUGGCAGGCUCGGCCCUCCCUCCAGCACUGUCGUUGGAGACUGAGCCCCAGGCACUGCCGCAGGCUCUGAGCUCUGGCAUCUUGAACCCUGUUUUUCUGGUUAAGGAAUCUCAAGAGUUGUGGGCUAUUAAUCAAGGUUUUCAUAACAUCUCUGCGUCCACCUCUUCUGCCACCUGCUUCAGCAUGGCAGUCUCACGCAGCACGUCCUGUGCUCCCAGGACAGGCACGAAUAUCCAGGAAAUCAACAAGGAAUUGCGCUCCCAGCUGGCAAAGUGCAAACAGGAUUUCAGAGACCUGUCUGAGAAAUUCCUUAUAUCUCAAGCCACUUCGUACUCCCUGGCCAAUCAGCUACAGAAAUAUAAAUCCAGAGAGUACAAAGACAUCCUGGAGUCUGUGCUCGGGGAGAAGCUGCAGUUUGAGGAGGAGGAGCUGGCAGAGCAGCCCGGAGCAGCUGCAAGGCUCGGGAAAUCCAUUUCCCCAAUUGACCAUCAACCACAGGAGCUGAUCCAGAUUCAGGAGAAACUACAAGGAGGGCGAGAGUUGUCUCAACUCCUGAAACAGCUUUUCAGAGACCUACUUGCCCAGAAUGAGCCUGACAACUCCCAGUGGCCAUGUUUUCAAGAGAAAAUGCUUCAAGGACUCAAGCUGGCUGAGCGCCUUUACCAAAAGCUCUGCUCAGAAAAUCAUGAGGAUGAGGAGGGUGAAGUGGAAGAACUACCAGCUUCCAGGGUGCUGGAAAAACCUGAGGAAUUGAGUGAAUUACAGACAGACACCUUGGAGGAAGGCUCUUUGACUACCUUCCAUGGCCCUGACCUGUCUGACUCCAUGGAUCCUCCUAGUAACAUGGCGCCCACAUGUGAUGAACUGCAAGUCUGCUCUUCUCUGGAUGAGCCCAAACAUGAGAACACUCACAAGGAUGAACAAGAAGAAGAGUCAGUGGCUGGCAGGGAUCUCCAAAAACAGGAAGAAAUGAAAGAUGCACAGAUGGACACACUGAAUGAAGGCUCUUUCACUUCCUUGGACUGCCAUGACCUGUCUGACUUCCAGGAGCCUCCAAGUAGCAUGGACCUCAUGUAUCAAGAACGGGAAGUUCAUUCUCCUCUCGAUGAGGCCAUCUGUCCUCAACAAGUAGCAGAAAGUAAAAACACCAUGACCAUGGCCUGUGUCAGGGUCCUCCAGACCCAGUGCUUUCAGAGCUCCUGGUUGAGGGCUGCAGACUGGCAGAGAACAUUUUUAGCCACUUCAGCACAGGUUCUCAAUAGAUCCGCACCUCCACCUGCCACAAGUGACUGUUUCCUGCUGUCCCGUGUUCCAGUUGACAUUUGGGGGCCUCAGCACUAUCAGGACUACCCGGAAAAUUAUGAAGAUGAGGAGAAUGAAGAGGAACGAGAAUCUCCAGAUCCCAGGCUCAUCAGGGAGCUGGAGAAGGACACAGUGAAGGAAGUCCUGCAGGACUCAAUUGAUGAAUGUUAUCUGAGUCCUUCCAGUCACAACGACCUGACUGAUUCCCAACAUCCUCCCUGCAGCACCUCCUUUUUAUUUCCUGAGCAUGGAUUCUGCUGUGUUCCGAAUAUAAGCAUGCAGGCCACUGAUCCCAAGGGAGGCCAGAGUGAGGAGACUGCCGUGGCCAUGGCCACCUUGCAGCCCUCAUGA
Molecule: messenger RNA, 1782 nt
Organism: Choloepus didactylus (southern two-toed sloth)
Lineage: Eukaryota; Metazoa; Chordata; Mammalia; Pilosa; Megalonychidae
Product: neuroblastoma breakpoint family member 1-like
Exons: 15
Coding region: 1-1782 (593 amino acids)
Source: RefSeq, a predicted model, not a curated record